Molecule: messenger RNA, 1350 nt
Organism: Metarhizium album ARSEF 1941
Lineage: Eukaryota; Fungi; Ascomycota; Sordariomycetes; Hypocreales; Clavicipitaceae
Exons: 1
Coding region: 1-1350 (449 amino acids)
Source: RefSeq, a predicted model, not a curated record
AUGCCAAGGCCCAAUACCGCCCAGGCCAUCAACCUGACGGGCUUCAAACACCCGACCACGCACAACACGCGCAUUCAGCUCAACGGGACAUGGACGCGUCCCGGGUCGCCAGCCAUGCAAAGGACAUUCACGCUCGUACCAAACGCCCCCUCCCCCCGUCCAGCCCACCAUGUCCGGCCCAUGACAACAAAACAAGUGCGAAAGGCCUACAAGGCAUCGACAAAGACGCCGCCCAUGUCGCGCGCCGAGCGGAUGAAGCAGGAGAGGGCCGAACAGGAUAGGAUAAGGAGAGAGUUCGAAAAGGAAAAGUCGGCGGCGAGAGCCAAGAUCGCCCGAGAAAAGAAGCGCGAGAAGGACCUGGCCGAGCGGGAACACAAGAAGAAGCUGGGCAUGCCGCUGGUGGCCGUGCGCCCCAGCCAAGACACGAUUGCGAGGUUCGUCAGGGGGAACGGGUCCGGCAAGAAGAGAGAUUCCGGGGGCAGGCCUCUGGGGGACGUCGGGGGCAGGGAGGAGGCGGCGCCCGCGGCCGGCACGUCGAACCACGCCAGGCCCGAGCUGGACUUGCUGCCGGACGACUACGGGAGCGAACUGGACGAGAUGCUGGACACGAUGGAAAACGGAGCAGCCGAAAGGGACGUGCGAGACGGGAGAGGAGCUCGCGCCGAGGACGGAAGCCCACCGCUGCACCACACCCCGAAGACAGCACCGCGCGGCGAGCCGCGCUGCGAGGCCAAGAGCCCCUCGGGGCUCGGGGGAGAGAUGAAGCCCCCCCCGCGUCCGUGCCGGGCGAGACCACAGCAGCCCGUCUGCUCGCCGCCGCCGGUCAUCCAGCAGCCGCCCAUGAGCACGCAGGCCAUCCUCGGCAGCUUGGACGACUUCUUCCCCUCGCCGUCCCAGCAGGCUCUUGAGCUUCAGGACGAGACUCUCGACGGCGGGCUCGACGGUUCGCUCGGCGAUGUGGAAUCUCUACCUCGGCAGCGGCGCCGGCCGCGGCGGCUCCUCACAUCAUCAUCUGGCUCGGAUGAAGUCGUGCCUCUAGCCGUACGGCAGAGUAGGCGCACCGCGGCUGCAGAAGGACGAGAGGACCAAGGAACAGCGCAGGCGCAGGCGCAGGCGCACCAUACCAGCGGGGAGAGGGAAGCCUGUAACCGACCCGACAAUUCCAAAGUACAUACCACUGUGCCACCGAAGCGCGCUGCCAGCAUCUCAAAACCAGGGCCCUCGCUCGGCGGGGACAAGGAGAACAUUCAGAUGGAGUCGCCCGCUCAUGCGUCCGGCAUCAGCGACUCACAAGAGACGGAAUACGGAGGGGACUGGAUGGACGACCUGGCGUUGGACGUCGUCUUUUAG